AUGAAACCCAUACUAUCCCUCGACUUUUUGACACCGCCCGAUCGUAAUGACAAGGUCAUUCGUCAAUGGAUGCAAUCCACUCUCGAUAUUCAGCUUCCUUCAGCUUGUGGUUUACAUACGAGUCUUCGAGAUGGUGUUUAUUUAUGCAAGCUCAUGAAACAUUUACGACCAGCAAGUUCAAUAGAGAUCAGCUAUGAAGAUACGAUGGAUUCAUGGGCACAAAACAUUCAAGCUUUCCUCGAAGCUGCAGGAGAGGCAGGUUUGCAUGAGCAGCAGCUCUUUAGCGUCGAUGAUCUAUUGGAAGGAGUUAAUAUGGAUGCGGUGCUCACCACGCUUUCAUAUUUGCAUGGGAUAUCAUCACAUCCAACAACGUUACAUACCUCUCAAUCUCAAUACAUCCAUUCAAACGACAUUCCUCAGCAACAAGUAAUGAUCAAACGACGACGAGGAUUCACCGUGCCUACGUGUCCGGAUCAUGGUCGACGUAUCAUCACAACAACAGCAGCGACGACGACACGCUUGUAUGACAACAGGAGCCAUGUGUUGGGGGAUCCAAUCAAUGAAGAUGACGGAGACAAGGAGAUUGAGUGCAGUAAGGAGCACCAUCAUCAUCAUCAUCACCAUCAUAUGCAGCAACAGCAGCAGCAGUUUGAUUACCAGCAUAACGAAAGCGCGUGCACCAGCAGCAGGCGAGAUACCAAAAAAGUCGCUACUACUAGUACCACUUCCGCCAGCUAUGGAAGGCAAUCGGUUCUUUCGUCACUAUCCGAUGAUGCGUUGCCAUGGGAACGUGGAGCAACACCACCUUACGGCAACUUUGAUCAUCCACCCGUUAGCAAAUCACCUGCAGUAGAAAGCACAUCCUCUGGUGAUAGUGGAUACGCUAAAUCCUAUCACAACUCCCUUUCAGGCCGUGGUGUUAGUACUAUUGGUGAAUAUCGAGCAGCUACUCCAGAACAUCUUGUCUCCUUGUUUGACCCACCACCACCAUCAUCAUCAUCACCUACUAGCACCAACAAUACUACUACAACCACUGAUACAUCAAUACAAGCAUCAACAACAGCAGCAGGAUCGACACGUUCAAAGCUCUCUCGGUUUUCAAGCCUAUCAUUUGCCAAGAAAUUACCUAUCAGGCAAAAGAUCCCAUUUCAUAUGCGAUAUCAGGAGUGGACGGACCUGAAAUUGAAGAAAAGGAGACCGGCUUCUCUCAUUGUUACAGAUGAUGAACCACCUCUUUCACCAAAUUCAUUACCACAGUCACCAACAACAUCUUCUACUACUACUACUACACCAUACGAGAUACCCAAAAGCCCAGCACCAUCCACUUCAUCACCUAUCAGUUUGCUCGGCACCAAUAAUAUCAAUUCAUCUUCAUCCCAUGUAACUCGCCUCGCCUCACCACGUGAUCAUAACGCAUUACCACCAUUGGAUACCACCACCCAGCACAUGGCUGCUAAUUUGGAUGCAUGGGGAGAUCCUUCACCUGGAUCAUCCGUAAGAAAUGGCACUGUCCCGCGAAGAAAAUCCACAGGCACCCUUGAAGUUAACGCCUCGUUGAUUCGACCCGAUCCAAAUGAUAAUGGCGAACGACUAGAAAUGCAACAGCCAAAUGGCAAUAUUACAGCACGCUAUAAAUUGGGCAAUUCUAUCGGCAAAGGACAAUUUGGAACAGUACACAGAGCCCUCAAUCUCAAGACUGGACAAAUGGUUGCUAUUAAAAGGAUCAAGCUGGAGUCGACUGAAGCAAAGGAUAUCGAUGAUGUGAUGCAAGAGGCACAGCUAUUGCAAGCAUUGGCACAUCCAAAUAUUGUCAAAUACGAGGGAUUUAUUCGGACCAACGAUUGCGUCAACAUUGUGCUUGAAUUUGUGGAGAAUGGAUCACUGGCCAAUACCCUAAAGUCGUUUGGUAAUUUCCCCGAGAACCUUGUUGCCAGUUACUGCUCCCGGAUAUUGGAAGGUCUUGUUUAUCUUCACGAUCAAAACGUUGUCCAUUGUGAUCUCAAGGCUGCCAACAUUCUUACCACUAAAACCGGUGAUGUUAAGCUCUCUGAUUUUGGCGUAUCCGUCAACUUGCAAUUGAAGGAGACAGUAACUGGAUCAGUGGCUGGCACACCCAAUUGGAUGGCACCCGAGGUCAUUCAGCUUCAAGGCGCCUCCACCAAAUCUGAUAUCUGGUCUCUUGGAUGCACCAUCAUUGAGCUCUUUACUGGCAAACCACCUUACGCCGAUCUUAUACCCAUGACAACACUCUUUAGAAUUGUGGAAGACGAAUGUCCUCCUCUACCAACAACCACCUCACAGGAAAUGAUGGACUUUUUACAGCUAUGCUUCCGUAAAAGCCCCAACGAGAGACCUACAGCCCGAGAAUUAUUGGAUCAUCCAUGGAUCGUGAGCAACGCUUCAUACAGCACCGAUAUUCAUCAACAUCAACAACCCGAUAGACUCAGUGUACAGAGUAAUAACAGCAAACCAAUAUCAUCAUCAUUCCCUCGAAGCUUUCAAUACAACCCAGCACAUGAAAUUGACUCUUCCGAUGCCGAAUCAACAACUACAAGCAGCACACCCUCUUUGCAUCGUGGAAGUAUUUUGGUCAACAAAUUGCAUGAGCGACAAGAAAAGAGAUUUUCUCCUUCUCCUCCACCCCAACAAGAGCAUUGCUUUGUGAAGGGAUCAUUUGCCAAGGCAUCCAUUCGUUGCAAAGCAUGUCAAUUACCCAUCAAGCGCAAUGCAUUGGUUUGUGAAGGUUGUGGAUUCAUAUGUCAUGACAAAUGCCGUGGCAACACAAUGCCAUGUCGUGCACCCAAGCAGGAUGACCAUGUGAUUACUCCCACACCAUCGAUAUCAAGCUCAUCUUCUUCGUGCAUCGAGCGUGCUAGUAGCAACAAUAUAGAAGGGAGAAAGAGCCCACGACCCACAUCAUCCAUGUCGACUCAAUUGCGAGAACGAACCAAGAAAUUGUCACGAGUAUUCACAAGCAGCAGUAGCAGCAGUGGUGGUGGUCAUAGUAAAAAACCCCAUAGCACACGUAGCCAUGAAACAUUGCGUUUUAUUCGUGAAGACGAGGUGCUUUCCUCUGGCGAUUUGAAAUCAUCUUUGAAAAACAAAACGAGUGGAAAAUCACCUAUUCCUGCUGCUUCCAAUGGUGCAUAUGAAGGAGAGAUUCGCAACAGCACUUCAGCAAGCUACAUUGAGCAUUCAGGCCUUGUCCGAUCCCUUAAACACAAGCGCAGCCGCACUCGUCAGCAGCAAUCCAAUCACCAUCACCAUCAUCAUCAUCACCACCAACAACCAUCCCCCCAUCAAGAUGACUGUGUCAUAUCAUAA
Molecule: messenger RNA, 3324 nt
Organism: Lichtheimia ornata
Lineage: Eukaryota; Fungi; Mucoromycota; Mucoromycetes; Mucorales; Lichtheimiaceae
Exons: 13
Coding region: 1-3324 (1107 amino acids)
Biological process (GO): protein phosphorylation
Molecular function (GO): ATP binding; protein kinase activity; protein binding
Source: RefSeq, a predicted model, not a curated record